Molecule: messenger RNA, 1176 nt
Organism: Alternaria atra
Lineage: Eukaryota; Fungi; Ascomycota; Dothideomycetes; Pleosporales; Pleosporaceae
Exons: 5
Coding region: 1-1176 (391 amino acids)
Source: RefSeq, a predicted model, not a curated record
AUGGGCCUAACAUGGGAGGAAAUAUAUACGCAGAUGCUGCUAGACGCUCCGGACCCAGAUGAGCCGCUGCCUUUAUCAAAUCGCAGGGCGACCAUGUUCGGCACUGCGCUCACUUUCUUGAUCGUGGCAUGGUUCGCAGUCUUCUUUCGUCUCUGGGUCCGCAUCAAGAUUGUGAAGGAAGUGGGUUGGGAUGAUGGCUUUGUGUUUCUUGCUCAGUCCUUGAACACUGCAGCGACAGUUGUCAUGUGUCUUUCGGUCAAAACUGGCCUUGGUCAGCACAUGCUCUAUAUUGGUUACAACCGUCUAGUAGAGUACUUGAGACUGUACUACAUUGAAUUAGCCAUAUACAUCACCAACUGCGCCGUCAUCAAGAUCGCUCUUCUCCUCCAAUACCUCCGCAUCUUCAAGGCCGGACACAUGCGAUGGAUUUGUAUCGGUCUUCUCGUCGCCGUAACUCUCUGGGGUAUCGCAUUCUCCUUCGCUGGCUGGUUCCCCUGCUUCCCUGUUCGCGGCUACUGGAACCGUGUUGUCGCCGCAAAAUGCUACGGUUUCGGUUUCGGAGAUCUCGAUAGCUUUAUCGCGACGUACAAGGCGCAUUCGGCCACCAACAUGAUGUUCGACAUCUUUAUCUUCCUUGCACCGAUGGUGUUGUUCCGAACAACAAACCUGCGCUCCAAGAAUGUGUUGGCAAUGGCUGGCGUAUUCACCUUUGGUGCUGUUGUUGUCGGAACAUCAGUGUGGCGUCUCCACGGCAUCGUCGAAACCAAAGGCGCGACUUACCCCUACGUCGACUACACCUGGUGGUCACCAACUCUCAUCGUACUCUCCUGUCUCGAAAUUGACCUCGCCAUCAUCUGCGCCUCAAUGCCCAUCUUCUGGCCCAUAAUCGAAAAGUCACUUAGCGCCAUCUUUGUCAGUUACGAAGUCCAAGUCGUGGAGGAGCGCGUCGACGACUACGGUCUUACAUACGAACUCGAGCACAUGAAGGGGGAAGACAGGGCAUGCAGUAUUAAGAGUAGUGGAACGAGUACACAGGAGCUAACCAACGAUGAUGAGGAGGCAAAUCUGAGGAGGCAAGCCUUCACCGUUGGCGUUGAUCCGCUAAGUGAGGAGCAGAAGAGUGGUGGAUUGAGUACAAAUGUCCAUUCGAAUGCGCAGCCGAAAUGGCAGUUAUAG